CUCUUCACCUUCACCAUUUCCAUUAUUUUUUCUUCAUUCAACCUUACUGAUAGAGUUCUGUUUCUUCCACUACUUUUCUCAACAGAAUAUGAGCAGAAAGUUUUCCCCGAUUAAGGAUCUCAACGAUUCAAAAGAAACAUGGAGAUUGGCCGUUCGAGUUGUUGAUUUUUGGAGUGUUAUCAACAGCAAGGGUAAGGAGCAUCUGGAGAUGGUUCUAAUGGACGUAUCGGGUGAUAGGAUACAAGUUUUGAUUCGUUCUGACCACACACCAAAAUGGAAAGCAAGAAUACGCGAAAACAUGUCUUGCAUAAUCAACAAUGGAACUGUUUAUGAAAACGAUUUUCAGUGGAAGCUUUGUGAUCACGACAAGAAAUUUGUGUUUAUUGGUGGUACAACUGUUAAGGAAGUUGAAAUUCAGAACCUUCCUCCCAAAAGAUUUUUUUUCAAAGACUUUAAUGAUAUUCUUGGAGGAAAUUGUGAGAUGAACCGACUUGAAGAUAUCAUUGGUGUGGUUCAAGAAAUCAACAAUUUUCAAUACAACAAUUCUGGAAAAAAAUCAUUUGUUUCACUGAGUCUUAAAGACUUGAAAGGAGUCAUUGUUAACUGCACAUUAUGGGAGAGCUACGGAACAAAAUUUUUGGACUUCUACCACGACGAAAAAAACAGUGGUGCUAUUGUAAUAAUACUAACUCAUGCAAUGAUAAAGGAAUCACAAGUCUCAAAUGGUUGGAGUGGAUCUAAGUUGCUUAUUAACGAAGACAUUCCAGAGAUAACUGAGUAUUUAUCAAAGUUACCGUCAAAUGAGCAGACUGAAAAGCCUUCGCAGUCUUCGAAGGGAAUGUCUCUUUGGUCUGGUGCCUCUCAAUUCACCCCAGUCGAAAGUUUCGUUCAUAAGGCCAAGUGUAUUUCUCUCAGUGAACUUUGCAAGGUGAAACAGGACAUGUUAUGCGUUACUGUUGGAACAACUCAAAGAUUUUUUGUCUCAAAACACGGUUGGUUUUAUUAUGGGUGUACUAAAUGUUCUCUAAAGGCAUCUGAUGUGAACAAUCCAUACAAAUGUUCAUGUGGACAGAAUGUAGAACAUGCCAUACCGAGGUUGUAUUUUUCAACCUUUAAUCAGAUUAAUUCAUUUGCCAUUAUUCAAUAUUUGUAG
Molecule: messenger RNA, 1153 nt
Organism: Vicia villosa (hairy vetch)
Lineage: Eukaryota; Viridiplantae; Streptophyta; Magnoliopsida; Fabales; Fabaceae
Product: replication protein A 70 kDa DNA-binding subunit C-like
Exons: 7
Coding region: 89-1153 (354 amino acids)
Biological process (GO): DNA repair; DNA replication; DNA recombination
Cellular component (GO): nucleus
Molecular function (GO): DNA binding
Source: RefSeq, a predicted model, not a curated record